This is a messenger RNA of Myiozetetes cayanensis, 2516 nucleotides long. RefSeq names its product autophagy related 12 (gene ATG12). Gene Ontology annotation, biological process: autophagosome assembly; C-terminal protein lipidation; nucleophagy. Bases 20 to 448 code for a protein of 142 amino acids. Gene Ontology annotation, cellular component: cytoplasm; Atg12-Atg5-Atg16 complex; phagophore assembly site membrane. The record is from RefSeq and is a predicted model, not a curated record. The transcript is spliced from 4 exons. Lineage: Eukaryota; Metazoa; Chordata; Aves; Passeriformes; Tyrannidae.
GCGGAGCUGCCGCCCCAUCAUGGCGGAGGCGGAGGAGCCGCAGCAGCAGCCGCAGAGCGCCGGCCGCAGCGACGGCGGGGAGGAGGUCGCGGAGGGCGGAGCGGCGGUGGCGGGGGCCGCCGAGCCGGGCCCGCCCGCGGCCGGGUCCCCGGGCACCGAGGAGCCCGCGGGCGACGCCAAGAAGAAAAUUGACGUGCUGCUGAAGGCCGUGGGCGACACCCCCAUCAUGAAGACCAAGAAGUGGGCGGUGGAGCGGACCCGCACCAUCCAGGGCCUCGUGGACUUCAUCAAGAAGUUCCUCAAGCUGAUGGCCUCCGAGCAGCUGUUCAUAUAUGUAAACCAGUCUUUUGCUCCAUCUCCAGACCAAGAAGUUGGGACCCUCUAUGAGUGUUUUGGAAGUGAUGGCAAGUUAGUGCUGCAUUAUUGCAAAACUCAGGCAUGGGGAUGAACGACAGGCAAUACAGUUGUUCAGGUGUUCUCUUCAAAAAGGGAAAAAGGGACUAACUGUCUUAAACUCAACCUGUAAACACAUGGCAAGAAGGAUUUUUGCGUUUCUGCUUGUGCCUGUAUGAUGCAGGUGAAUAGCAUAAGCAAAAAUCUGCUUAGGCUGGCUGAUCACGUGGCUUCUUUCUGAUGUACAUCUGAGGUGCAGAAAAAACACCUGCGAUCUGUAGAGUAGAGCCAGCUCUCUUGCUGCUGACUUCUUAAUUGCUGUAUCUGAAGGGAAGCUAUUUCAGCUGUCUGGAGGAUUGACUGGACACCUGUAUGCUGUAUUGAAGAUAAAAGUACCUUUUUUUAUUAAAAGUGAUGUCUGUUGUACAUAUAGCCUGGGGUUCAGUUUACUUCUGACAUGUGCGUUUGUUACGUGCAUUCUGAAUAUGCAUUAUCUCGUGUCAUUUCAAAACAGUAUUUUUUUUUUUUCUCAUGAUGUGUAGGUAUUGGUAUAUAGUCUGACUACUUUACUCUGUGCCUUCCUAGUGUUGGUAGUGUCAGCACCUCAUCAUUUAUAUGGCACAGCAUGAGGAUAGGCCUCAAAAUACCUUCCUCCCACACUAAUUGCGUAGUGAUUUGGUGAAGCCUGAAUGCUUCAGCAGCUGUCAAGGUGUUUCUUCUGACACUGUUUAAUGACUUGUAUCUUUAGUUAAAUGAUGCAACUAGCUGUUACAUCUUCAGUUAACAGACAAAUAGACAUGAGGUGCUAAAAAUCUAUUCUAUAUAUUCUCAUUUUGUUUGGUGUAAUUCUUGUGUUUCACCAGAUGCAUGGUCCACCAAUGAAAUAGAAUGCACUUUACAUCCUUUUGCUAAGUCAUGACAGUGAGGCUUGGUUUGGGGUUUGUUUCAUCAUGGAGAGGUCUUGGUACCUUUACUAGGGUACUGACCUUUGCUUUUAUUUGUUGGAGGGUUUGGGUAUGAGAGUUGGGGGUUUUAUGGGUUUAUUUUAAAUGUCUGUGUUACAGUCUUUAAUGUUUGUUUAAGCUGACCUAAAUUAAAUGUUAGUUUGCUUGCAUAAUGUUCUUAUACUGGAUGAGUUUUGAUCCAUGACGUAAUCCAGUUCUUCAGCACACACAGACAAAACAGCCUGUUCCAGUUUAAAGGGUGCUUUUACAGUAGUCUUGAACUGUUCACUGCUGUUUCAUACAUAACUGGCUCUUAUGUGGCUCUGCAACCUGUGUGUCCACCCUCAGAGGACUUAGGGAGAACUAACACUCAGCUUACCUUCCCAGUGUUGCUGCAGUUUGCAUGCAGCACACCAUGUGUGCCACAGUUACACGGACACAGGCCCUGCAUCCUUGCUGUGUGAAUAGCUCAGUAUAUUUUACCAUGCUUUAAGUGGAAAACCUGGAUUCACUGGGUUAAGCUAACAAGGCAGAAUUGGUUGUAAACUUAAAACUUCAAAUAAUCCAUAUUUUUCCCUGCUCAUAACCUGGAUCUCGUGAAUCUCCAUUUGAGAGAAUUAUUGCAGAGGUAAGCACUCUGAUUCUGCCUUGUGGAGGAAAUUGCCUGCUCAGGUACUGUGAGGACAGCACAACCUUGCCAGCCACUAGAGGGUACACAAGGACAAAGGUAUUUGCAUAGUUUUUCCUAGAUUUUUUAUUUCAGUCUUUUUCAUAGCAUGUCCACUUGCUGUUCUUACAAAUAUAAAUAGUCUGUUCUCCCGUGUGACCCUAUGUUUACCUAAGAUAAGCUACUAGUCUGGUUCUCUUUGAAGAAUGUUCUAUUGGUACCUUUCACCUCACUUGAUCUUAACAAAUGAAACUACUGAUAAACUGCAAAUGUGCUCUUCAGAAGUGAUGCAACAAGGUUGGGGGGUGUGUGUGUAUUUGGUUGGUUGGUUUGUGUGUAUUUGGGAGGGUUGUGUUUUGGUUUGGUUUUAAAAUAAUAAAAACACAUUAAGAUCUUGAAGAAGAACUGUACAUCAUUGUAUCAUGCCAGCUAAACGUAGAACAUUGUGAUUUAUGUUGAAUCUAUAGAUAAUUUUUAUUCUCUGAAGUUGAAUAAAAAAUUAUUUGCCAUGA